CUAAAUCCGAGUGCAAAAAUCACAGCCCUAUGCAUACAUCUUAGCUGUAGAUCCGAGUGCAAAAAUCAGGCGAUACAAGGUCAAACGGUAAAUGUUCACACGAGCUUCGGCGUGGUGUUUCGAGCACGAAAACCUUGACCGGCCUCCCUCACAGGUUGAGAUGGAUGACAUCUGUCUCCAGAAUCACUGGCAGCGUCAGUCAUGAGCAAAAAAAGACUGGUAAUUUUGACUUAAAAUGCCGAAUGAAUAAGACCUAGGAGACUGAGUAAAAGGAAAAUGAUGAGAAGAGUGGAAACAGAUAACUUUUGUGGCCUGAAGAAUCAAGGAUUCACCUGUUAUUUGAAUGCGUUACUUCAGACAUUGUUCCGGACUCCAGAAUUCAAAAAUCUCAUUAUCAGUUCCAGUGUGCAUACCUUAGAAAAGGCACUGUCUAAAUUAUUUAAAAAGUUAUCAUCUAACAGCUCGAGCAUAGGAACAAAAGAUGUGACUCGUGCUCUGAAGAUUGAUGUUAUGAAACAACAGGAUAUUGCCGAUUGUUUCCGUAUGCUUCUUAAUAAGCUGGAUAAAAAGGCACCCUCAAAAUAUAGCAAGAUUUUUCAGAGCAGAGUUGUUAACACUCUUGAAUGCCAGGAUUGCCAUAAUACUGAUGAAUUGGUACAAGACUUUUCAGUAAUAACACUUCCGGUAAAACCGUUUCUGACAGACUCCCUUGAAGAGUUUUGGAAUUCCACUACAUUAGAUGGACAAAAUGAAGUCUACUGUAAUAAGUGUUGUAAGAAGACUGCAACAACAAUGACGUAUACUUUCAAAUGCCAACCUCGUGUUCUUGUGAUACAACUAAAACGGUUUAUGCAAUGUCGCAAUAUGUUCGAAAAAGAUAUCAGUACCGUUAGCAUACCCUUAAAGCUGGAAGUUCCAUAUGGAAACUCAAAGGACAAAACAAUUUACAGUCUCUAUGCAAUGUGUAACCACAUAGGAGUUGUUAAUGGUGGCCACUAUAAUGCAGUUAUCAAAUGUAGUGAAAAGUGGAAUGAGUUUGAUGACAAGUAUUGUUACCUGAAUUGCAUCCACCAAAGCGGAAGUGACUUUAUAAGCUCAAGCAAUGCUUACUUACUGUUCUAUAAGAAACCCUCGGAUGAUGCCAGUGGACAGCCAACAGACAACGAACAUAAUGAAGGUACAGCAAAUGAAUGUAAACACAAAAAGAAAAGGGCCAGCAUAGUUAAACGAAAAGAUCAACCAUCUACACACACAAGAUAAUGAACCCAGGU
This is a messenger RNA of Protopterus annectens (West African lungfish), 1271 nucleotides long. RefSeq names its product ubiquitin carboxyl-terminal hydrolase 2-like. NCBI's taxonomy places the organism in Eukaryota, Metazoa, Chordata, Ceratodontiformes, Protopteridae. The transcript is spliced from 14 exons. Bases 277 to 1260 code for a protein of 327 amino acids. The record is from RefSeq and is a predicted model, not a curated record. Gene Ontology annotation, biological process: protein deubiquitination. Gene Ontology annotation, cellular component: cytosol; nucleus. Gene Ontology annotation, molecular function: cysteine-type endopeptidase activity; cysteine-type deubiquitinase activity.